Messenger RNA from Gracilinanus agilis (Agile Gracile Mouse Opossum), 3290 nucleotides. It is a transcript of the gene RIOK2, whose product is annotated as RIO kinase 2. The transcript is spliced from 10 exons. The record is from RefSeq and is a predicted model, not a curated record. NCBI's taxonomy places the organism in Eukaryota, Metazoa, Chordata, Mammalia, Didelphimorphia, Didelphidae. Gene Ontology annotation, biological process: protein phosphorylation; maturation of SSU-rRNA. The coding region runs from base 1 to 1668 and encodes 555 amino acids. Gene Ontology annotation, molecular function: ATP binding; protein serine/threonine kinase activity. Gene Ontology annotation, cellular component: nucleus; cytosol; preribosome, small subunit precursor.
AUGGGGAAGGUUAACGUGGCCAAGCUGCGCUAUCUGACGCGGGACGACUUCAGAGUUCUGACCGCGGUUGAAAUGGGCAUGAAGAACCAUGAAAUAGUUCCUUGCAGUUUGAUCGCAUCUAUAGCCAGCCUUAAACAUGGCGGUUGUAAUAAGAUUUUAAGAGAACUAGCAAAACAUAAACUCUUAGCUUAUGAACGAACUAAUACUGUCCAGGGUUAUCGGUUGACAAAUGGGGGUUAUGAUUACCUUGCUUUGAAAGCACUUUCUUCAAGACAGGUGGUUGACUCUGUUGGAAACCAGAUGGGUGUUGGCAAAGAAUCAGAUAUUUACAUUGUUGCAAAUGAAGAAGAGAAACAGUUUGCACUAAAGCUUCAUAGACUGGGAAGGACUUCAUUCCGUAAUUUGAAAAACAAACGUGAUUACCACAAGCAUAGACAUAAUAUGUCAUGGCUUUAUUUAUCCCGUUUGUCUGCCAUGAAGGAAUUUGCCUAUAUGAAGGCUCUCUAUGAGAGGAAAUUUCCAGUCCCAAAACCAAUUGAUUAUAAUCGACAUGCAGUAGUCAUGGAACUCAUAAAUGGUUACCCUUUGUGCCAGGUACAUCACAUUGAAGAUCCUGCUGCAGUAUAUAAUGAAGCCAUGGAACUAAUUGUUAAACUUGCCAAUCAUGGACUAAUUCAUGGUGAUUUCAAUGAAUUCAAUCUAAUUUUGGAUAAAGAUGACCACAUAACCAUGAUUGACUUCCCACAAAUGGUCUCAACAUCUCAUCCAAACGCUGAAUGGUACUUUGACAGAGAUGUUAAGUGCAUUAGAGAUUUCUUCAUAAAACGUUUCAAUUAUGAAAGUGAACUUUAUCCAACCUUUGGAGAUAUCAGGAGGGAGGACUCUCUUGAUGUAGAAAUUUCUGCCAGUGGAUAUACAAAAGAAAUGCAGGAAGAUGAUGAACUACUUCAUCCACUAGGUCCUGAUGAUGAGAAUCUUGAAACAGAUGGAGAAUCUGAAUGUCCUUCAUCACUUGAAGAACUGACAGAGGAGGUAAAGUCUUCUAAGUUGGAAAAUGGGAAAAACUUCCCAGAUAAAUCAGAUGAUGAUUGUAACAAGAACUCUUCUGAAGACAUGGUACAGAGGAAUACAAAUGUGCUAUCUGAGGGUAGUGAUAGUACACAGUGUUUUGAAAUGACUGAAUUCAGUCAUUCAUUAGGAGAAAUUCAAGGAGAGAUUGUUGAAGAAAAAAAGAGAAGUUGCUUAAAGCAUUCUGCAAUUGAUUUUCCUAAAGAGGAAGAAAAUACUGAAAAUAUCAAGGAAGAAGAUCAAAUGCAUCAAGGAGAAAUUCCUGCUGAUUCUCAAGAAUGUGAAGAUGAAUGCCCUGAUCUGAUUAACUUGUCAGCAUUAAAUAAAGAAUUUAGGCCUUUCAGGGAUGAAAACAUGGAACAAAUUAAUCAACAUAGAAGAAGAACUGAGAGUGUUACUUCUGUAAGCAGUAUUGUUAGCUGUUCCACAAUUCCUCCGGAACUGGUGAAACAGAAGGUGAAACGUCAAUUAACCAAACAACAAAAAGCUAUAGUUAAACGGCGGUUACAGAAAGGAGAAGCAAAUAUAUAUACCAAGCAACGAAGAGAAAAUGCAUACAAUAUCAAGUCAAGCUUAGAAGCAGCUAGUUUUUGGGGAUAAUAAUUGGAACUUUUUCUAAAAGUAUAGUUGAUGAUGUAUUUGGUAGGAAGUGUGACUCUGAAGAUCCUAUUUUUCUGUAAUUUUGGUUAUGUAAAUAUGUGCAUGCGUAUGUGUGUGUGUGUGUGUAUAUAUAUAUAUAUAGCCAGCCUCUCAAUAUUUUCUAAUAGGAAAAUCUAUUUUAAAAUUAUUUUAUUUUUUUUUUCCAAGAUACUUAUUUAAAAAAAUUUUGCUAGUUUAAUGAAUGGCAACUUUGUGAAAGGCAUUUGGGACGGUAUUACAAACACUAAAUUGUCAUUUUUGAUCCUCUGGUGACUUAGAACAUUUCGGUAGUGUGGCAAUUUAAUGAAGAAAACCUACAAUCUAUUUCUCUUUUCAUCUCAUGCUCUUUGUAUGAUCCAAAUUUUUUUUAAUUGCACAAUUUUUCAUCUCUUAAGUCAUCAUGGCUCUUUAUAUACGCUCACUAUACAGACAGUACUUGUCAAGAUGGAGAGUGAGAGUCUCACUACUCUGGCAAGACAGAAAAAGAAACUGACCAAAAAACUCAAAGAGAAACUACAGUGAGAACAUCUUGCUAGCAUAGGUCCCCAUAGAUAGCCAGAUGCCUGUGGGUGGUAGGGAUGAGAUCUGUCCAGAAAAUCUUAUGCUGGAGCAUGGUACAUAAGCCUCCAGCAUAAGGACUAGGGUCAAGGGUGCUAAAUCCUGUAACUUGUAUUGUUCUGAUCUCUAACUAGGGUCAAAAUCCUAUAGGAUUAGGACUGAGAAGGCAACUAUCUGAGCUGUUCAACCUUGCAUUUCCCCAAAUAAACUAAGAGGGCUGGUCCUUGAAGAAUCUGGUAGAUUGCCUAGAUCAACAUUGGUGAAGAUUUUCAAGUUCACAUGCCCAAACUGCCUGUGAAGGCCCCUACCUUCGCAUUAUCCUAGAGAGCAGAAGGAGGAAGUGCUCACUUUGCACCACUGGACAGAGGGACAGGCCAUACAAAAAAUGUCCUCAAGUGCUGGGAAUAGGGGGAACAGCAGCUCCCUGUCCCCUGUGCCAGCUGGACAUGUGUGCUAAUACUUUACCAACAAAGGCCUAGAUAAUAUAGAUCAGUACCAUAGAAGGCCUCACCAUGCUUUUCAGAAGUACAAGGCUUAUCUGUGCCUCAAAGUCUCAAUGUAGGAAGUAAAGCCAAAAAAACGAGUAAAGAUAAGAAAGCAUCAACAAUAAUAUUGUGGAGCCAGUGUGCUCAAGACACAAACCCAGAAAAAAAGGAACUCAUGUACAAAUAAAGUCUCAAAGUUUGCCAAAUGCUCUAAUGGAAUUCCUGGAAGAAAGGAAAUAAGUUUUAAAUGAUAAUAUAAAUUAAAUUCUAGAGAAAGAAUUGGAAGGGGAUAAAUGGCUUAGUAUAGGAGGUAAAAAACAUAAAUGACAAACUUAGAUUAGAACCAACAGACAGAAAAUACUAACAUAUUUUUUUUAAUCCAAAAAUAUAAGGUAUAUCCUAACAAAAACAAUUGACCUGGAAUGUAGAUCAAGGAGAGUCAUGUUAAAAAUCAUCUUACUACCUAAAAACUUCUUUUUCUGUUGUGUCUGCCUCUUAAUGACCCUAUUUGGACUUUUCUUGGCAAAGAUAUGAGUGGUU